Messenger RNA from Tachyglossus aculeatus (Australian echidna), 6172 nucleotides. RefSeq names its product diacylglycerol kinase delta (gene DGKD). Lineage: Eukaryota; Metazoa; Chordata; Mammalia; Monotremata; Tachyglossidae. Bases 1 to 3711 code for a protein of 1236 amino acids. The transcript has 30 exons. Gene Ontology annotation, biological process: intracellular signal transduction; diacylglycerol metabolic process; lipid phosphorylation. The record is from RefSeq and is a predicted model, not a curated record. Gene Ontology annotation, molecular function: protein homodimerization activity; ATP-dependent diacylglycerol kinase activity; protein heterodimerization activity.
AUGGCGGCGGCGCCGGGGCCGCCGGGGCCGCCGGGGUCCCCGGGCCGUCCCCCCGUCCCGGCCCCCGUCCCCUCGGCCCCCGGCUGCUCGGCCCCCUCGGGCCCCGGCCCCGGGCCGGAGGAGUCGUCGGACAGCGAGCCGGAGCCCGAGCCGGGCUCCCCGCAGAAGCUCAUCCGCAAGGUGUCCACCUCGGGACAGAUCCGACACAAGACUAUCAUAAAAGAGGGGAUGCUAAUGAAACAGACCAGUUCGUUCCAACGCUGGAAAAGAAGAUACUUCAAACUACGUGGACGCACGCUGUACUAUGCAAAAACUGCCAAGUCUAUCAUUUUCGAUGAGGUGGAUCUGACUGAUGCUAGUGUGGCCGAAUCCAGCACCAAAAAUGUUAAUAACAGCUUCACGGUCAUCACUCCAUGUCGGAAACUCAUUCUGUGCGCUGAUAACAGGAAAGAGAUGGAAGACUGGAUUGCAGCACUGAAGACUGUGCAGAAUCGGGAGCAUUUUGAGUCUACCCAGUACAGCAUGGACCAUUUCUCAGGGAUGCAUAACUGGUACGCCUGUUCGCACGCCCGGCCCACAUACUGUAACGUUUGCCGGGAGGCCUUAUCCGGAGUCACGUCGCAUGGACUUUCUUGUGAAGUGUGCAAGUUUAAAGCUCAUAAGCGCUGUGCUGUUCGGGCAACCAAUAACUGCAAGUGGACCACACUGGCCUCUAUUGGGAAGGAUAUCAUUGAGGAUGAAGAUGGGAUCUCCAUGCCCCACCAGUGGCUGGAAGGAAACCUCCCCGUGAGUGCUAAGUGCACGGUGUGCGAUAAGACGUGCGGGAGUGUGCUGCGCUUGCAGGACUGGCGCUGCCUCUGGUGCAAAGCCAUGGUACACACAUCAUGUAAAGAACUGUUACUGACCAAGUGCCCCCUCGGCCUCUGUAAAGUAUCAGUCAUUCCUCCCACGGCCCUUAACAGCAUUGAUUCAGAUGGGUUCUGGAAGGCCACCUGCCCCCCUUCGUGUACAAGCCCUUUACUGGUCUUUGUCAAUUCAAAAAGUGGAGACAACCAGGGUGUGAAGUUCCUGCGUCGAUUCAAACAGCUGCUAAACCCUGCCCAAGUCUUUGACCUCAUGAAUGGAGGACCCCACCUUGGCUUGCGUCUAUUUCAGAAAUUUGAUACAUUCCGGAUUCUGGUUUGUGGAGGGGAUGGCAGUGUCGGAUGGGUCCUCUCUGAAAUUGAUAGCCUCAACCUUCAUAAACAGUGUCAGUUGGGAGUGCUGCCUCUGGGUACCGGAAAUGACCUAGCUCGCGUGUUAGGCUGGGGUUCAGCCUGUGAUGAUGAUACUCAGCUUCCCCAGAUCUUGGAAAAGCUGGAGAGAGCCAGCACCAAAAUGCUCGAUAGGUGGAGCAUCAUGGUAUAUGAAACCAAACUUCCUCGCCAAGCUUCUUCUUCCACGGUCACAGAAGACUUCAGUGAGGAUUCUGAGGUACAGCAGAUUCUCUUUUAUGAAGAUUCGGUUGCAGCUCAUCUGUCCAAAAUACUGACCUCUGAUCAGCACUCUGUGGUUAUCUCAUCAGCCAAGGUGCUUUGUGAGACCGUGAAGGAUUUUGUGGCUCGAGUGGGGAAGGCCUAUGAGAAAGCAACUGAGAGCUCAGAGGAGUCUGAGGUCAUGGCUAGAAAGUGCUCUGUCCUGAAGGAGAAGCUGGACUCUCUGUUGAAGACACUAAAUGAUGAGUCUCAGGCCUCCUCUUCCCUACCAAAUCCACCCCCGACGAUUGCGGAAGAAAUUGAAGAUGGAGAGGGGUCUGGCAGUGUUUGUGAUUCCACCAGUGACCGCUCAGUGGGAUCUGCUUGCCCAGCGCGUCCUCAGAUAUUCCGACCUCGGGAACAGCUUAUGCUAAGAGCCAACAGCCUGAAGAAAGCUAUCCGUCAGAUUAUAGAGCAUGCAGAAAAAGCUGUUGAUGAGCAAAAUGCCCAAACCCAAGAACAAGAAGGUUUCCUCCUGGGUCUCUCGGCUUCCGAGGAGGGAAAAGAACUGAAGAGUGAGGACAAAAUUUCUCUGCCAUCAUCCCACGGUGGGAACUGUGGAGUUUCCAGAGGGAGGACUCACCGGAAAGGGUCCAAAUCCCCUUGUGAAAAGCUAAUAAACAAAGGAAGUUUGUCGCUGGGCAGCUCUGCAUCUCUUCCUCCCCAGACAGGAAACCGGGACAACUUGCCAAUGCUGAACACAAAGAUUCUGUACCCGAAUAUUCGUGCUGGGAUGUCCGGUUCCUUGCCUGGGGGUUCCGUCAUCAGCCGUUUACUGAUCAACGCGGAUCCUUUUAAUUCCGAACCAGAAAAUCUGGAGUGUUACACAGAGAAGUGUGUCAUGAACAAUUAUUUUGGCAUUGGGCUAGACGCAAAGAUCUCGCUGGAUUUCAACAAUAAGCGUGAUGAGCACCCAGAGAAGUGCAGAAGUCGUACUAAGAACAUGAUGUGGUAUGGAGUGCUGGGAACCAAGGAACUACUACACCGAACUUACAAGAACCUGGAGCAGAAAGUCUUGUUGGAGUGUGAUGGGCGGCCAAUCCCCUUGCCCAGUCUUCAGGGAAUCGCAGUCCUCAACAUUCCCAGCUAUGCAGGAGGCACCAAUUUCUGGGGAGGUACCAAGGAGGAUGAUAUGUUUACGGCUCCAUCCUUCGAUGAUAAGAUUUUGGAAGUGGUCGCAGUAUUUGGGAGUAUGCAGAUGGCUGUUUCUCGGGUGAUUAACUUGCAGCAUCACCGGAUUGCCCAGUGCCGAACAGUGAAGAUUGCCAUUCUAGGAGAUGAGGGAGUACCUGUGCAGGUGGAUGGAGAGGCCUGGAUUCAGCCCCCAGGCUACAUUCGAAUUGUCCACAAGAACCGGGCCCAGACCCUCACCAGAGACAGGGCAUUUGAAAGCACCCUCAAAUCCUGGGAAGACAAGCAGAAAUGUGAGCUAUCUCGACCACCCUCCUUCUCCCUGCCCCCAGAGAUCAUGUCGGAGGAAGAAUCCACGCAGAUGAACCUGUUCGGUCAGGCGGCUGGAGCUCUGAUUCACAGCAUCCGGGAAAUAGCCCAGUCCUAUCAGGACAUGGAGCAGGAGCUUGCUCAUGCCGUCAACGCCAGCUCCAAAGCCAUGGAUCGAGUCUACGCCAAGUCCAAGACCACCGAGGGACUCAACUGCAGCUUUGUUGUUGAAAUGGUCAAUAGCAUCAAAGCCCUGCAUAGUGAGACGGAACUGCUGCUCUCUGGGAAAAUGGCCUUGCAGUUAGAUCCUCCACAGAAGGAACAGCUCAGGACAGCCUUGGCAGACAUGGACCUUCAGCUUAGGAAGCUGGCAGACAUUCCCUGGCUUUGGCAGCUCAUGGAACCCAGCGAUGAAGAGAACCUGGUGCUGGAUUAUUCCAAGCGAAGCCGCAGUGGUAAAUUCCGCCUCGUGACCAAGUUUAAAAAGGAGAAAAACAACAAGAACAAAGAAACUCGUAGCAGUAUGGGACUCCCGGUUCACCUCUGGGGGACGGAGGAGGUCGCAGCCUGGCUUGAGCACCUCAGUCUCUGUGAGUAUAAGGAAAUCUUCAUCCGACAUGACGUCCGGGGCUCUGAGCUCCUGCAUCUCGAGCGGAGGGACCUCAAGGACCUGGGAGUGACCAAAGUGGGACACAUGAAGAGGAUCUUACACGGGAUCAGGGAGCUGAACCGCAGCGCUCCGGCCAGCGAGGCGUGACCUUGUUCUUUGCGGCCUGCGCCUAUCCUUCCCCCAACCCCUGAGCCCGCCCGGGCAACGACGUUCGCUUCACAGAACAGCAGGAACAAAGGACAAGACACGUGGCAAACUUGGCAGCUGGUUGGAGUUCGCAUUGGCCUCUCACGGUGCUACUCUUCCCUGUGGGCUACCAGUCCGGAGGAACCUUGCCUGCUAGAAGGAUGCAGCUUCUCAGAAGAAAAUUCACCAGCCAACUCUGGCAGUAGUGCAGGUCUCUUGGAUAAAGCAACCCAGCUACCUGGCCAAACUGAAGCAGAUCAGAAUCAUUCAGGGGAAAUGGAGAAAUGGGCAGUUUUAGUCCCGUGGCAUGUAGAAUGACGUAUCCAGUGCCAUGACAUAAUCUUGCAGGCAGUGACCGAACAUGGUAACGGUCAAAGAGCGCAAAACGUGUGCCAGUGACCUUCAGCGGAUGCUUUUCUGUCCCUACCACCAAAUUCCCACUUAUUCUGUCCGGGUUGCUCUUUCACACAUGCCUUUCGACAAAUAGUACAUGUGAGAACACCAGCCUUUUGCAAAGGAAGAAAACAAAGUAAAGGCAUUCUGAAAUCCUCUCUCCAGCAGCUAGUUAGCCAACAGGAGCGGUACAACCUCCUAAUCUGUAGUUGCUGUUGUGAUCACUUAACAUUUUUUAGGAUUUUUAAUACUUGCGAAAUGCCUUGCAGUCCUUCUUGUGGUUCCUCACAAGCUGUGGGCAGGUCAGUAUUAUCAGCCCCAUUUUACAGAUGAGAAAUGUAAAGUAUGAAGAUGUUGCAAUCGACUAGGGUCUCCCGGUCAAUCAGAACUCAGAGCCUGUUGAGUUUGGCCCAUUACUGCUCACUGUGGGCCUUCUUCGGACCCCCGCCCUCCCCUCGGGACUUCCAAGGCCACAGAGCCCCUAGAAGCUCACUGGGAGGUAUAAGUGGUGUUUUCGUUUAAGAUCCCAUUAGGAAUGAACAAGUGAAUUAAUGGUACACUGAUACAUCAACCGUUUACCAAUGUAUUUUUUAACGGUUGGGGAAAAGCACGCUUAAUUUAAACCAGUAAGUGGAUGGGUUUCGGACAGCAAAAAUAGCCCUUCUCCUUCCAGACCUCUCCUCCAGUAUUUCAUCUUCAUUUCUUCUGCCCUUCUCGCAAGAGAGUUGCAGUGGAGAUCAUGAGGUUAGGUGGAUGGUCGUAUCUUCCAAAAUUAGAAAUCGGUUUUUCAAGGAUGCCACAGGGAAGCCAGGAGGUGAAUGGUCUUAGUAAAACUUCUGAGCGUUGUUUUGACAGAUACCUGAGCUUUCGAGUCUAAAUAGACCCCCAAACCUUGCAAACAUUCCAGUUCAGAAAAUUUAAUAGAAAUGAAGGGUGGCAGGAUAAAAAGACAUAAAGAUCAAAUUCUAUUUUAUGGGGUCUGGGAGUGUGAGCAUAUUCGAAUAGUGAAGGAUAAGAAGUCCUACUUUCCAAGUAUAGGGUGUUUAUGGACCUUAUAUACUGUGAUUUACCACUUCUGGUUCCUUAGGUGCUACAAGGGCUUGUUUUUUUUUUAAUUCCUCAAAGGCAUUUUGUUAACACCCUACUGGGGUCCUUAAUCUAAACAGAGUUUGUGAGGGAUUUGAAGUCUACCUGCCUUAGACCCUGAAAUAUUAUCCAGGAGGCACAGACAACAUUGGUAGCCACAUCUGCGACCUUGAAAGGGCAAACAUCUUGAGAAAAUCAGAUUAAAUUUGUCAGUUGGGGACCUUCUUUUCCAUCUCUAGAGCAUAACUUCUUUAAAAUGAGACAAUAUCACGGGGUUUACAUUCUUGUUGCUACUCUGGGCUCCCUAUUACCACCAAUUUCGAGGGUUGGUAAUAAUUUGUAUUUAAGCUUUACCAAGAUUGGAUUUUCAGGGCUCGGACUCUCCUCAGCCCUAGCCUGGCAGGAAUAGAAAAAUUCAGGGCCUCUCAAAUCCUAAGGCUUUCUGUAGUUUGCCUAGGGUCAGAGCUGCCAUUUUAAGGCUAUGCUGCUGUAGGAGAGCCCUUUUUUUUCAAUCAACCAAUACCAGUGGUAUUUAUUGAGCCUUUACUAUGUGCAAAACAGUGUACAACAGAGUUGGUAGAGCCAUUCCCUGGCCAUGAGAAGUUUACAGUCUAGAGGAGUAGACGUUCCCUCCUGAGCUGUAUAAAAGCAACCCCUUUGUCCCCUGCCUUCAGCAGGAAGACUAUUUUCCCCAUCUUACCCUAGCUAGAUUCACCUUUAGUCAGAACAGAAGCACUCUUCUGAGGAGAUUAAAGAGAGCUGUGGUGAUGGGAGAGAGAUUCGUUUUCAGUCCCUCGAUUGUGGAAAGAAUCAUAUUGGUCUUCCACUCCACAGGACUUCAUGUAAACUAGGGAUGUGAGUAGGGGAAGCACCGUAACUCAGACUCCCCUCUCACCUGCAACUAGGCUAAUGUGCCUAAUAAUGAUAAUAAUUAUUAUUAUGG